Racocetra persica is the source of this 285-nucleotide messenger RNA. Lineage: Eukaryota; Fungi; Glomeromycota; Glomeromycetes; Diversisporales; Gigasporaceae. The record is from the annotation of a GenBank genome assembly.
AUGUUAAGCUCCGUGCGUGCAGAUAAGCAAGUUAUAAACGGUUAUCCUAACGCUAAUGCGUCGUCUGAUAAAAAUGUAACUAUAACACAAAGAAUUUUGCUUUAUAAAGGCGAAGAAUCUGAUAAAGAAAUAAAUUUGGACUUUUCUGGUGAAGAAGUUGUGCAAUCAUCUAUAUCUUUUGGGGUUAAAGUUAGAGUAGAAGUUAGAGUAGAAGUUGAAGUUAGAGUAGAGGUUAGAGUAGAGGUUAGAGUAGAAGUUGAAGUUAGAGUAGAAGUUAGUGUAGAG